GAGAUAACGGGCCCGGGCGCGUGGGAACGGCCAGCCAGGCCCGUGCCUCCCGCCGCGCGUCCGGGAGGGGCGCCGGGGAGCCGGGCGAGUAGGGGGACAGCGCCAGGAGCGGCGGGCGCGUGGCGACAAGCGGCGCACCCAGAAGCGCACCGCCGCCCUCGCCGCGGGGUCAGGCUCCCGAGGGCCCGGCUGGUGUCUAAUAGGCCAAAACUGAACAAAAUCCCGAGUUUUCCAGCUCUUGCCCCUGUUCUUUGCCUCUCGUUUUGUUGGUGAAGAUAUCACAGUGAUGUCUGCAUUCAACCUGCUGCAUUUGGUGACAAAGAGCCAGCCAGUGGCCCUGCGAGCCUGUGGGCUUCCCUCAGGGUCAUGUAGGGAUAAAAAGAACUGUAAGGUGGUCUUUUCCCAGCAGGAACUGAGGAAGCGGCUAACACCCCUGCAAUACCAUGUCACUCAGGAGAAAGGGACCGAAAGUGCCUUCGAAGGAGAAUAUACACAUCACAAAGAUCCUGGAAUAUACAAAUGUGUUGUUUGUGGAACUCCGUUGUUUAAGUCAGAAACCAAAUUUGACUCCGGUUCAGGUUGGCCUUCAUUCCACGACGUGAUCAAUUCUGAUGCGAUCACAUUCACAGAUGACUUUUCCUAUGGGAUGCACAGGGUGGAGACCAGCUGCUCUCAGUGCGGUGCUCACCUUGGGCACAUUUUCGACGACGGACCUCGUCCAACCGGCAAAAGAUACUGCAUAAACUCGGCAUCCUUGUCUUUCAGCCCUGCAGAGAGCAGUGGCGCCCAGGGGGACAGCGCGGGGGUCAGCCCGGCCCCCAGUGACAAGACGGAGCUGUAGAGACGCGGCUGGAGGCGGCGACAGAAAAAACAAGUGUACUUAAUGCACAGCUUAUUAAAGCAAAUCCCAUAGCGUUUA
Molecule: messenger RNA, 919 nt
Organism: Bubalus bubalis (water buffalo)
Lineage: Eukaryota; Metazoa; Chordata; Mammalia; Artiodactyla; Bovidae
Gene: MSRB3
Product: methionine sulfoxide reductase B3
Exons: 7
Coding region: 287-841 (184 amino acids)
Biological process (GO): response to oxidative stress; protein repair
Cellular component (GO): cytoplasm
Molecular function (GO): peptide-methionine (R)-S-oxide reductase activity
Source: RefSeq, a predicted model, not a curated record